Molecule: messenger RNA, 2600 nt
Organism: Musca domestica (house fly)
Lineage: Eukaryota; Metazoa; Arthropoda; Insecta; Diptera; Muscidae
Product: elongation of very long chain fatty acids protein AAEL008004
Exons: 10
Coding region: 1081-2157 (358 amino acids)
Biological process (GO): fatty acid elongation, polyunsaturated fatty acid; fatty acid elongation, saturated fatty acid; fatty acid elongation, monounsaturated fatty acid
Cellular component (GO): endoplasmic reticulum membrane
Molecular function (GO): fatty acid elongase activity
Source: RefSeq, a predicted model, not a curated record
UGACUGAGAAAAGAGUGUUCAUGCAUGAGAAUGAUUGACGAUCAUGGCUGUGAUUUCUUCCAACCCAGCCAAGACAUUUGUCGUCUUUGUGUGCGUCGCUGUUGCAUCGCUGCCUUCACUGUUGGCGUCUGCGUCGCCGUUGUUUCGUUUAAAGUUUAAACUUAGCUUAGCUAAAUGGCUUAACUCGCCAAUAUUUAGUCGCACGCCUAACGUUGACAUUCAUUGUUGUGUUGUGAAACUUAAACGCUUAAAAACACAAUAGCCGCCAAAACGAAAAGAAAAAAUAAUUGAAAAAAAUAAACAUUAAUUUUUGUACGGCCGGAUACAAUUGGAAAUUGUUGAUUAACCAACGACAGUAAAAAAUAAAAGAAAACCAAACGAUAACGCUUACAAAAUUUAUUUUUUGGAAUAGUUUAAAAAUAGAAAAAAAAAAAAAAACAAAAUAAAAUAAAAAAAAUUACUGGAAUCUUCAAAAAAAGAAAAAAAAAAAGACUUACAAAAAUGCUUCAAAAUCCCACUACACCGAUUAUUAAGUGAUUACAACCUCACAUACAAAUACACGCAAACACAAAUUAGAUAUAAAAAACAAAAAUAAAUAUAUUUAAAAAAAUAGAGAGAAAAAAAUAGAAGAAAUAAAAAAUAAACAAAAAAAAUAUAUUUACAAUAUAUUGGAAACCCAACAAACAACGUUGAAAAAUAGUACAAAAGACAAAAGCUCGACUCUCAGCAUCCAUCACCGAUCAGAAGACAGUCUUUCAAUUGUGUCCCAACGUCCUGUUCGAUUUGCUGCUGCGUUUCGUCAUAAUUCACACCGUUUUGGAUUUUUUGCAAAAAAAAAAAAACCGAACUUAAACAGAAAAGAAAAAGAUACCACAGCUACAAUUUUAAAACAGAAAUCCAAUUAGAACAACAACAACAACAAAGAGACCAACUUUGUUAAUCUUAUUUUUGUUUAUUUUUCUUGGGGCUACUGUUUUUGUUGUAAUUACGGAUACAACAACAAGGGUAACCAGUAGCUUUUGCUGAACUACUUAGAAGUGCAACAACUACCAACCAACAACAACACACACACAAAUCACAAUGGCCUUAGUAAUGAAAUAUAUAAACAUCAUGAACAGAUAUAUGGACACACAUGGCGAUCCCAGAACGAAGGAUUGGCCAAUGAUGUCAUCACCAUUUCCCACAUUAGCUGUAUGUCUCACAUAUGUCUACUUAGUCAAGGUUUUAGGUCCACGAUGGAUGGAAAAUCGCAAGCCAUUCCGUUUACAAAACACAUUAAUUAUCUACAAUGCAGCACAGGUGAUAUUUAGUGCGUGGAUAUUCUAUGAGAUUGGUAUUUCCGGUUGGCUGACAGGACACUAUAGCUUCCGAUGUCAGCCGGUUGAGUAUAAUAAUAACCCUAGAACGAUAAGGAUGGUCCAUGCUUGUUGGUGGUAUUAUUUCUCAAAGUUCACAGAGUUCAUGGAUACGAUAUUCUUCGUGUUGCGCAAAAAGGAAAGUCAAAUCACCACUCUGCACGUCAUUCAUCACGGCUGUAUGCCCAUGUCUGUGUGGUUCGGCGUUAAAUUCACCCCCGGCGGCCACAGUACAUUCUUCGGUUUGCUCAAUACCUUCGUACACAUUAUUAUGUACACCUACUAUAUGUUCUCGGCCAUGGGUCCACAAUUCCAGAAAUAUUUGUGGUGGAAGAAAUAUUUGACAACUUUGCAAAUGGUGCAAUUCAUUUUGAUCAUGGUCCAUGCCUUCCAAUUGCUGUUCAUCGAAUGUAAUUAUCCCAAGGCCUUUGUCUGGUGGAUUGGCAUGCAUGCCGUUAUGUUCUUCUUCUUGUUCAACGAAUUCUACAAACAGGCCUACAAGGGUCGCAAAUCGCAAUACAAGAAUUUAUUAAUGUUCUGCUUGCAGCGUCCCGAAAAGCUAAGGAAGGAAGAUGAACCCCUACUGGCCAACGGCCAUGCCAAUGGCGAUUGCCAGACAACGGAAAAGAAGCUAUUGAAUGGCCAUGCCAAUGGCAAACUCAUGGCCAAUGGCAGCAGCAGUGCGAAAUCCUCGAACGGCUACAGCAGCAGCAGCAACAGCAAUGGUUACAAGAAUGGCGCCGUGCUGGCCAAUGGCGUCAACGGUCACACAACAGAGCUGACGCAGCGAAAGGUGAAAUAAUACAAGGCCAAAAAUGGCAAACGUAAAAUGCUGAAAAAGAAAUUGGACAUUUAAUCGAUAGAAAUCUAAUACAGAAACAACAACAAAAACAACAACAACAUAGAGCUGAGAGACCGAUCGCUAGAAAAUCAAUUGGAACUUAAUUGCAAUAAUUCUAAUAUUACAACAACAAAAAGAGAGAAAAACAAAAACACAAAAGUAAAUACAACAACACCUAAAACAAAAACUAUUGUUUUGUAGUCUAGACAAUGAAAACCUAAAACCAAGGGAUCUCCUAACUUCAGUAAUGGCCUGUAACCCGCUCGAGUCUGGCCUGGCUCUGAAGAGUCUAAAAAAUCCCAAGCAAAAAACUUCUACAUUAGCCGAAUAGUUGAGAAGACAAAACAUAACAAGCGUUGUAUUAAACUAAAGAUUUCUAUACAAUUUACAACAACAAAAACAAA